AUGCAUGACCUCAUCAACGAUUUAGCCCAAAUUGCAUCUUCAAAACUAUGUAUCAGGUUGGAAGAGAGCCAAAGAUCUGAUAUGUUGGAAAAAAGCCGGCACUUAUCUUAUUCCAUAGGAAAAGAUGGUGACUUUGAAAAAUUGACACCCCUCUACAAAUUGGAGCAGCUGAGGACAUUGCUUCCAACAUGUAAUGGUCUCUAUAUUAACCCUCUAAGCAAGAGGGUACAGCAUAACAUACUGCCAAGACUAAGAUCCUUGAGGGUACUAUCAUUGUCUCAUUACUGGAUUAAGGAGUUGCCAAAUGACUUGUUUAUCAAAUUAAAGCUCCUCAGAUUUUUGGACCUUUCUGAGACAAUGAUUGAAAAGUUGCCUAAUUCCAUUUGUGUAUUGUAUCACUUAGAGACACUUCUCCUGUCAUCUUGUGCUUAUCUUAAGGAGCUACCGCUGCAGAUGGAGAAGCUGAUUAACUUGCGUCAUCUUGACAUAAGCAACACUGUUCACAUGAAUAUGCCACUACAUCUGAGCAAGUUGAAAAGCCUCCAAUUGUUAGUGGGAUCCAAGUUUCUUGUAGGUGGUCGCAGUGGUUUGAGAAUGGAAGAUUUGGGUGAAGUACAUAACUUGUAUGGAUCUCUAUCAGUUCAAAAUUUGCAAAAUGUGGUUAAUAGAACGGAAGCUGUGAAGGCAAAGAUGAGGGAGAAGAAUCAUGUUGAGAAGUUAUCUUUGAGGUGGAGUGAAAGUAGGAGUGUCGCCAAUUCACAAACUGAAAUAGACAUACUUGAUGAGCUACGCCCACAUAAAAAUGUAAAAGAAGUCAGAAUCAAUGGAUAUAGAGGAACAAAAUUUCCAAAUUGGCUAGCUGAUCCUUUGUUUCUUAAGCUGGUGGAAUUAUCUCUAAGCAACUGCAAGGUCUGUGAUUCCUUGCCAGCACUAGGACAACUCCCUUCUUUGAGAUUCCUUUACAUUGGAAGGAUGCAUGGAAUAACAGAGGUGACAGAAGAAUUCUAUGGCAGUUUGUCCUCCAAAAAGCCUUUUAACUGUCUUGAGAAGCUUGCAUUUGAAGAUAUGCCGGAGUGGAAGCAAUGGCACGCACUAGGAAUUGGAGAGUUUCCUACACUCGAGAAGCUUUCAAUUGCAAAUUGUCCAAAGUUAAUGGGGAAGUUGCCUGAAAAUCUCUGUUCUCUGAAAGAAUUGACCAUUUCAAGAUGUCCAGAACUCAAUUUGGAGACACCCAUCCAACUUUCAAGUUUAAAAUGGUUUGAAGUUGGUGGUUCUCCUAAGGUUGGAGUUCUUUUUGAUGAAGCUCAGCUGUUUACAUCCCAACUUGAGGGAAUGAAGAAGAUUGAGGGAUUAUUUAUUAGUGAUUGUAACUCUCUUACCUCCUUACCUUUUAGCAUUCUUCCCAGUACCUUGAAGAGAAUAACCAUAUCUGAUUGUCAGAGAUUGAAAUUGGAGGAGCCAGUUGGUGAGAUGUUUCUCGGGGAUUUGCAACUGGUAGGAUGUGAUUCUAUAACUGAGUUGGUCUCAAGAGCAUGUUCUUUGGAUGUAAUUCGUUGCCACAACCUUAUUAGGUUUUUAAUUUCUACUGCGACUGAAAGACUCCAUUGCAACAACCUUACAAAGCUGAAGCGGCUGCCACAACUCCCUUCAUCUCUUAAGGAACUGCAUCUGUGGGGUUGUCCAGAAAUAGAGUCCUUUCCUGAAGGAGGAUUGCCUUUCAAUUUACAACUCCUUGUGAUCAAGAAAUGCACAAAACUGGUGAACGGCAGAAAGGAGUGGCGUUUACAGAGACUCCCCUGUCUCACAGAGUUACAGAUCUAUCAUGAUGGGAGUGACGAAGAGAUUCUUGCUGCUGGUGAGAAUUGGGAGUUGCCUUCCUCUAUUCAAACACUUAGAAUAGAGAAUCUGAAAACAUUAAGCAGCCAACAUCUCAAAAGCCUCACCUCUCUUCAAUGUCUAUCUAUUCAUAGUUUACCUCAAAUUCAGUCACUGCUGGAAGAAGGGAUUCACUCCUCUCCUUCUCUUCAAAGUCUAGUAAUAUCCUCCUGCCAUCAACUCCAGUCUGUUGCCCCCCUGCCCUCUUCCCUCUCUAAGCUGAUCAUCUAUGCUUGCCCUAAUCUCAAAUCCUUUCCAUCCCUGCCCUCCUCCCUCUCUGAGCUGUCCAUCAGGGAUUGCUGUAAUCUCAAAUCCUUUCCACCCCUGCCCUCCUCCCUCUCUGAGCUGACCAUCAUUGAUUGCCCUAAUCUCAAAUCCCCUCCAGUAAAUGGGAUUCUCUCUUCCCUCUCUAAACUAUCUAUUUCCAAAUGCCCAUUCCUCAAACCACUCCUAAAAUUUGACAAGGGGAAAUACUGGCCAGAAAUUGCUCAUAUCUCCACCAUACAGAUCGAUGAAGAAUACCUUUAAUCAUUUAAACAAAUGAUUCUGAUAACAAUAUAUAAAAAUUCUGCUGCUUCUCUAUUGGAUAGACAGUUGCUUAAAUGUGGUCUGACAGCAAAGUGUAAGUGAAUAAAGAUAAUUUCGCAGUUUUGUUAUCACUGACUGUAAACAUUAUGUUUGUACUUUGAACUGUUUAUACAUAAAUCUGUGUGAUCAUUACAAAUGAUGUAUCGUUAUGCUAUUAAUGAUGUUUAAUAUUCUUUUCAGACUAUAAAUUAUG
This is a messenger RNA of Solanum stenotomum, 2656 nucleotides long. RefSeq names its product putative disease resistance RPP13-like protein 1. The record is from RefSeq and is a predicted model, not a curated record. The transcript has 2 exons. Bases 1 to 2403 code for a protein of 800 amino acids. NCBI's taxonomy places the organism in Eukaryota, Viridiplantae, Streptophyta, Magnoliopsida, Solanales, Solanaceae.